UAAUGGAGAGAUGAAAUAAAAAAGAACUAGUAGUAGUUGAUAGAGUGUGUGAUUGUUGGGUGAUGAGAGAUGGCGGAUGCGGCAGUGACAUUCCUAUUGGAAAACGUGGUGCAGCUGGUGACGUACCAGGUGAACCUCAUCGGCGGCGCGGAGGAUGAGUUGAAUCGGUUGAAAAAGGAUCUGGGGACGUUGAACUCCUUCCUCCGCGACGCCGCCAAGAUGGCAAACAAGCCGGAGGGAUUCAGAGACAUAGAGAGACGGAUCCGAGAUGUGGUUUAUGAGGCUGAAGACACCAUCGACUCUUGCAUAAGCAACAACGCUGCAGCUGCAAGUACCAAGAAUCCCGUCCGCAAACUUUUAAAAUCAAAGCGUGUCAGCCUCGCCGAAGAAGUCAAGUCCCUUAGAGAGGGAGAGGUUUGCGAGAUGGUGAAGACAGUCCAAACCUUCAUCGCCAAUUCUAUGGCCAACAACUCCCAACAACGCCACCUGGAUUUGCCUUCCAACCCCUUCAAGCCCCAGACAAUCAGGGAAGCAAACGUGGUGGGUUUCGAAGAGGCUGAAAAAAAAAUCUUGGGGUAUUUGCGUGAACCAAAGGAAAAAUUGGAUGUUAUGUCUAUAGUUGGUAUGCCAGGUUUGGGGAAGACCACACUGGCAUGGAAAGUAUUCAAGAACCAAGAUGUGAUCAGUGAAUUCCCCAAUCGCAUCUGGGUAUACGUUACCCAGACACCGAAUAUCAAGAAUGUGUUCCUUGAGAUUCUCAAGGAGUUCACUAGCGAGGACAUGUCAGGUCUUCGUUUUGAUAAGUUGAAAGAGACGGUUCAGUAUUAUCUGAAUGAUAGAAAAUUCUUGCUAGUCUUAGAUGAUGUGUGGACUACGGAGGCUUGGAAUGCUAUCAACGUGGUUUUGCAAAACAGCUAUAGCAUGAGUAAAGUCAUCGUCACUAGUCGCCAUGAGGGUGUUGGAAACAAAGCUAGUCUUCCAAGGAAAUCCUAUAACCUACCUUUAUUGUUGCCUGCACAAAGUUGGGAACUUCUCCAGUAUGAAGUAUUUGGUCAACUCAAAAAGUGCCAUGCUAAUUUGAAUGUUGUUGGGCAAUGUAUAGCCACAAAUUGUGGUGGAUUGCCACUUUCAAUCGUGGUGAUUGGAGGAAUUCUUUUGGAUAAAUGUUCAAAGAAUGUGGAUAUAAGUGUGAUUAAAGACGAGUGGCUUAAGGUGUCAGGUCAUGUGACAGAUUUUUUAAAAAAUGACGUGAAACAACAGGUCUCAAAUAUUGUGGAAUUAAGUUACAACAGUCUACCUGAUAAAUUGAAAGAUUGUUUGCUAUAUUUGAGGGUGUUUCCAGAAGACUAUGAGAUAUCUGUUUGGAAAUUAGUCCGCAUGUGGAUUGCAGAAGGAUUCAUACAAGGAGAGGGCUUGGAGGAAACUGCAGAAGAGUAUCUGAAAGAUUUGAUCAGCAUGAACUUAGUGAUGGCUGUUAAAAGAAAUAUCAAAGGUGAAGUUAAAACAUGCCGCAUUCAUGAUGUGGUGUAUGCAUUCUGUGGUUCAAAAUUAUUACAGGAGCAACAAAGGUUCUUCUAUGAAAUGAAAUGUGUGAAUAAUGAUUUUGUCCCUCCAUCGUCUGAGAUUGGCAAACCCCGCCGUCUUUGCUUCCAUUCUGAACUUGAUAGCUUCCUCAGUGACAAGGAAAAGAUGAACUUUGAUCGCAUCCGUUCUCUUUUAUUCUUCUAUAAGGCGCCAGCGAAUUUCCCAGAUAAGUAUACACCUACAAUGGUUAAAGGAUUCAAUAUGCUCCGAGUUUUGGAAUCUGAGUUCAACAGAAUGAAUCAGAUUCCUAAAGGUGUAACCGAACUAUAUCACUUGAGGUACCUUACUAUAUGUGUUGAUACUCUGAAAACUCUUGCUGAAGACUUCUCCAACCUGUGGAACCUUCAAACUCUUGUAAUCUACACUAAGAUGGAAUCCAUUACGAUCAAAGCAAAUAUAUUGAAGAUGAUACAACUGAGGCAUCUGAAGACAAAUGUGGGCAUUAUCGGAGUCGGCAAAGGGGAUGGUGUGAGGUGUACGAGUCUCCAAACCCUGAGCAGAAUAUCACCUGAAAUUUGUACCACCAAUUUCUUCAACAAGUUCCCAAACUUGAAGAGGUUAGGCAUUCAAGGAAAAUUGGCCAAUCUGUUUCAAACAAAUUCUUUGGGAAUGCUUAAUCAACUUGAAAAGUUAAAGCUGGUGAAUACACAUCACGAUUCAGAAUCCCGGGGGUCAAUGCGGUUUCCUGAGUUAGCAAGCUGGUUCCCUUUAAAACUCAAGAUGCUGACUAUUGAGGGUACUAGUUUGGAUUGGAAUCAUAUGUCUAAGUUGGGGAUGAUAGAAACCCUCCAGGUCCUCAAAUUGAAAGACAAUGCAUUCACUGGAAUGGCUUGGGAGGUUGUUGGUGGAGGUUUCCACUCUCUCCAUUUUUUGCUCAUUGAAGAUACAGAGUUACUUGUAUGGGAGGCCUCAAAAAAUAGUUUUCCUAGACUUAGGUUUCUUGUGCUUAGACAGUGCAGGAAACUCCAAGGAAUCCCCGAUGCUGUGGUGGGAAUCCUGGAGAAAUUGGACAUAGAGCAUCUAUCAGCAACUGCAGUUGAUUCUGCCAAGAAAAUAGCUGCGAAGAAAGAGGCAAAUCAAGAGAAAGAGGGAGCUUCCAGGUUCAAGCUCACCAUAGGUGUUGGAUGCGAAUCAGAUUAAAUCAGUAUGGAAUAAUGAAGUGAAGAAGACAAGUGGUGAAGCCUGUCUUUGACCUCUAAAAUAAAUAUUGGCCUACCUUGUCUCGGGCCAAGAAGAACUGUAUGCAUGCUAAAACGUUUUCACAACACUGCGUGAUUUCUUUUAGUUAUCGUUUGUAAGUUGGGUCGAGCAUGUUGUAAGCUCCUUCAUGGGUUUUUCUUCGUUUGGUUCUUUUCCCAUGUCGUAGUCACUGAAUCAAACUUGGACUCUAGUUUCUUAUAAAUAGGGGAUGUAUCUCUCACAAGAUAUAACGUUUAGUAAGAAACCUAAUUUCUCCCAUCCCUAA
Salvia splendens (bonfire salvia) is the source of this 3049-nucleotide messenger RNA. RefSeq names its product putative late blight resistance protein homolog R1A-10. The record is from RefSeq and is a predicted model, not a curated record. Lineage: Eukaryota; Viridiplantae; Streptophyta; Magnoliopsida; Lamiales; Lamiaceae. The transcript is spliced from 3 exons. Gene Ontology annotation, biological process: defense response to other organism. Gene Ontology annotation, molecular function: ADP binding. Bases 70 to 2724 code for a protein of 884 amino acids.